AUGGCCUCGUAUUUCACGUGCACGCUUGGUGAGGCGGCCCUGAUGGGCAAAGAAGAGUACACCGCCUACCAGACGAUACCAGCCUUGCUCGCCGCACAGGCGAGAGAAAGCCCAGACCUCCUCGCCGUCGGCUUCCCCACCAAUGGGGACUCUACCAGUGGGAACUCGCCCUCCCAGUGCUUCACUUUUAGUGAAUUGUACGAGAAAGUCCUGGAUGUAGCAGACAUCCUGAUACGAGAUAUGCGGCUCCAACCGGGGCAGACCGUUGGCUUGCUGGCCUCUAGUGGCCGAGAUUUCCUGUUUUGCUGGUUGGCGUUGGUUUGUACGGGCUGUACUGUGCUUCUCGUAGCUCCAGAGGUCACUGCCGAGGGCAUAGCGGGCCUAUGCCAUUCGACGGAGACGUCCCUGCUUCUCUGCGAUGAAAAACAUACGAGACAGGCGGAGAAGGCUGCGGAGAUCCUAGCAGCCACAACGAGCAGAAGCUGCGCUGUCAGCCGCCUUCCUGUCUUCCCUACUACUUCCUCCCCAGUCCGACAACUUCCUCUGCGUCGUGUUAGCGCGGUAGACGUGGCUUAUGUCCAUCACACGAGUGGUACAAGCACCGGCUUCCCCAAACCAAUCAGGAUAAGCCACCAUGGCGCUAUUGCAGUGGUACCCGUGCUGCCACGCAGCAACCAUGCUGCAACCUUCUCCACCACACCCCUAUAUCAUGGAGGACCCGCUGACUGCUUCCGCGCAUGGGCAAGUGGGGCGAUGAUAUGGCUGUUUCCGGGUGUUGAAGACGUCCCUAUCACGGCGAAGAACGUUGUGCAGGCUCUGAACUCCGCAGAGAUCCUUGCUAGUGACUCGAAUAAUCCUAAGCGACCCCUGGCGCGGUAUUUCACAGCUGUGCCAUACGUCGUUGAGCUCCUUGCAAGCAACCCGGAAGGAUUAAAGUGGCUCAAAAUGAUGUACAUUGUAGCCACAGGCGGUGCAUCGUUUCCUAGUGUCCUGGGCAACAACCUCAUGUCAGAGCGUGUCAAUCUGAUUUCCAGGUACGGCUCUGCAGAAUGCGGGUUUAUCCUGGGCUCAGAUCGCGACUAUGCCGUCGACAGAGAAUGGCAAUACCUCAGAGCAUAUACUAAUUCUUGGAUGCAAUUUGAGUCUACAUUCGAUGGUAAAGCAGAGUUGGUAUUGAAAGACUGGCCUUUCAUGGCCAAAGCAGACGACAAUAACCAGUAUCGGACAGGCGAUCUGUUCCUACAGCACGACAAUAUCCCAUAUAUGUGGAAGCACGUAGGACGAUCCGACGCCAUGAUGACCCUCAGCAGUGGCCUGAAAUUUGAUCCCGCACCAAUUGAGAAUGAAUUACUGGACAAAACACGUUCUUUGGGCCUCAUUCAAGACUUGUUCAUAUUUGGUGAAGGACGUCUGACACCAGGUCUCUUUCUCAUUCGGAGCGACGGUAUUCCUAGCACGAACGACGGAGAAGUGAUAGAGGCUGUCUGGCCUCACAUCCAGUCAAGUAAUGAGAAGCUCCCGCAACAAGCCCGACUAAGCAAACAUAUGGUCGUCUUGCUUGCAUCCGACUCCAUUCCGCUAAAGAAGAGCAGUAAAGGAACGUUGCUUCGUGGCCAAAUCAAGCAAGACUACAAAGAUCUGAUAAAUGACGCAUAUCACAGGAAGCCUCCUGUCAGUACCCAGCCUAUGGAAUACGGAGCGAUUUGCCAAAAUGUGUAUCGGAUUGUGAAGCAACAUAUGAUCGGGGGCGCCAUGUACACAGAAAUCCCCGUCGAUACAAAGCUUCACACUCUUGGAGCCGAUUCAGCAACUGUACUAGCAAUUCAAAGCCAGCUACAGAGAGAUUAUGGUCAGGUGACAGGCCACGUGAUCACCAUUGAUGAUGUAUACAAUUUUGGUGUGGAAGGCUUAGCUGCCCACAUUCUGAAUCAAUACACAGGUGAAGGGACAAGAGAGCGCGUCAAUGCUUAUGAGCAGAUGGAACAAUUUUUUCGCGCCUACAGAUACGAGCCGGCGGAGGAGGCAAGUCCCGAGCCUCACAAACCCCACCAAAAUGGCACGAAGCCUCAUCAGUCGUCCGAGUCUGCAGGCGGGGAGGUGGUCCUCCUCACCGGAGUCACAGGUACCCUCGGAGUCUGGAUCUUCCACCUCCUUCGUUUCUCUUCUACCAUCAGCGAGAUCCACUGCCUCAUCAGAGCAACUGACUCUCACGCCGCCGAACAGCGCCUCACCAAAGCCCUUGCGCACAAACACCUCCCUCCCCACCAAGAAUCAAAAACAAAGGUAUUCUGGCAUCCUUGCAAACUAGCUGACUCCCCUUCUUUAGGCUUGCCUGCAGCGACCCUCACCCAUCUCACGGAAACAACCACUCUCAUAAUCCACGUCGCGUGGGCCGUAAACUUCAAUCUCCCUCUCUCGAAUUUCGACUCCCACCUCAGCAGCCUCCGCAAUCUGCUCGACUUCGCGACAUCCUCUCCGCAGCCAUCUCCCCCGAAAUUCUUGUUCUGUUCCUCUACAGCCUCCGUCCUAGGCCCACACAUCGCAUCCUUCCCCCAAACUCGCGAAAAUGCUGCUCAUAUCGAAGAAAGUAUCUACGAAAGCCCCGACUCCGCCUCCCAAAUAGGUUACGCGCAAUCAAAACUGGUAGCCGAGCGCAUCUGCAACAGUGCACAUUUUCACACCCGUCUGAGAAACAGAAUCGCAGUGCUGAGAAUCGGGCAAUUGUGCGGAGAUGACAAGUCUGGGGUCUGGAAUGUGACGGAGGCGUGGCCUUUGAUGUUGAGUAGUGUGCGUGUUACGGGCGCGCUGCCGGAUCUGGGUGAGAAAGAGAAGUUGGGGUGGUUGAAGGUUGAUUCGGCUGCGAGAGCGGUUUGUGAGGUCGGUUUUGCGGAUUUUGGAGGAGGGUUGGAGGAUGGGCUGGGGAUAGGGGUAGGGGUAGGCGAGAAGAGGAAGAGGAAGAGGAAGGGAGACGAGGAGGAAGGAGAAAGAGGGCAGCGCGAUGAGGAGAAGGAACAAGCCAAUGGUGACGGCUGCCAGGUCUAUCACGUCAUCAACACGAAUACAUCCUCCACUUGGUCAGACCUCCUCCAAUGGAUGAAUGAAAUCAAACCCAACCUGGAAAUCUUGCCGCCUGCUCAGUGGGUACAGCGACUAGAAGGGCUGGAAGGGAAAGCGAAGGAGCAUCCAGCCAGAAAGCUGUUGGGACUAUGGAAGACCGCUUACUGCAGGGAAAAAAUGAGCGAAGAAGAGGGAAAGGAAGGAGGAGAGGAGAAAGAAAUCGUGUAUGACAUGGAAAAAACGCUGCAGGUUGCGCCCACGCUUGGGAACGUGGAGCCGAUUGAGAAGGCGUAUUUUGGGAGGAUCUGGAGGUGGGUAGAGGAGCAAGAGCAGGUGGACGGGGGGUGA
Molecule: messenger RNA, 3405 nt
Organism: Bacidia gigantensis
Lineage: Eukaryota; Fungi; Ascomycota; Lecanoromycetes; Lecanorales; Ramalinaceae
Product: putative NRPS-like protein biosynthetic cluster
Exons: 3
Coding region: 1-3405 (1134 amino acids)
Source: RefSeq, a predicted model, not a curated record